Eublepharis macularius is the source of this 3273-nucleotide messenger RNA. Its product is annotated as zinc finger protein 501-like. Gene Ontology annotation, biological process: regulation of transcription by RNA polymerase II. The transcript is spliced from 5 exons. Gene Ontology annotation, molecular function: DNA-binding transcription factor activity; RNA polymerase II cis-regulatory region sequence-specific DNA binding. Lineage: Eukaryota; Metazoa; Chordata; Lepidosauria; Squamata; Eublepharidae. The coding region runs from base 147 to 1499 and encodes 450 amino acids. The record is from RefSeq and is a predicted model, not a curated record.
CUCGCGUGCCCUUCUCCGCCGGCGCCUGGCUGCAAAAGCGCCUUCUCGAUGUACUUCGGGAGAGGCGGUGAAAGCCCAGGCAACAGCAGAAAGCCUUGGUGCCUUCUCUGCCAUCUCUUCUGUGUGGUGAAGUGAAAAGAGGCGCCAUGCAGCCAGCACAGUAUUGGGUGUCCUUCGAAGAGGUAGCUGUGCAUUUCACCCAAGGGGAGUGGAGCUUGCUGAGACCAUCCCAAAAAGCUCUGUACAAGGAAGUCAUGCUGGAGAAUUUUGGGCACGUGGCCUCUCUGGGACCUCGGAUUGCCAAGCCUGACCUCAUAUCCUGGCUGGAAGAGCUGUUCCUUGUGAUCUCUGAUGAAGAGGAAGGAUUAGCAGCAGGAGGCCUGUGGGGAUCAGCGAAUGGAAUGAAAGAACAGCCAGUGGAGGAAAAAGAGGAUGCAUAUUCAAAUGAGAACAAGAAGGUGGAAUAUUGUCAUGCACUGAGAAAGGAAGAGGGAAGAUAUUCUUAUGAAGGCAGGACUACAUCUGGUCUUGUGGAGGGGGGUGACUCUAUACUGCAAAAAAUCUACAAUAAGGACAAUAGGAAUGAAUUCAUUGCUAGCAGGAAAACUUUUCAUGAAAAAACAGAUCCUAAUAUUCAAUGGCCCUAUUUUAACAUAGAGAAGAUAAAUAAAUGCCUAGAAUGUGAAGAAAACAUAGGGCAGAAAGAUAGCCUCAUUACCCAUCAAAGGUUUGACCCAGCUGAGAAAAAAUAUAAAUGCCUAGAGAUUGGGGAAAGCUUCAGCCAGAGUGGAAAUCUUAAUUCAUAUCAAAGUAUUCACACAAAGGAGAAGGCAUAUCAAUGCCUGGAGUGUGGGAAAUGCUUCAAAGACAGAGGACGUGUUCAUUCCCAUCAUAGAAUCCAAACAGAGGAGAAGCUAUAUAAAUGCCCAGAGUGUGAAAAAAGCUUCAGGCGGAGUAGAGAUCUUACUGCCCACCAAAGAAUUCACACAGGGGAGAAACCAUAUAAAUGUUUGCAAUGUGAAAAAGGCUUCAGGAGGCGUGGAGAUCUUAUUGUCCAUCAAAGAAUUCACACAGGGGAGAAGCCAUAUAAAUGCCUGGACUGUGGAAAAAGUUUUAGUAAUUACGGAAACUUUAAUCCUCAUCAAAGAAUUCACACAGGAGAGAAACCAUAUAAAUGUCUGGAGUGUGGUCAAAGCUUCCGUCAGAGUGGAACCCUUAAUUCUCAUCAACAAAUUCACACACUGGAAAAACCAUAUAAAUGCCCAGAAUGUGAAAGAAGCUUCAGGCGGAGUGGAGAUCUGACUGCCCAUCAAAGAAUUCACACAGGGGAGAAACCAUAUAAAUGCCUGGAGUGUGGAAAAAUCUUCAGGAGGAAUGGAAAUCUCACUGCCCAUCAAAGAAUUCACACAGGGGAGAAACCGUAUAAAUGCCCGGCGUGUGGAAAAAGCUUCAGGUGGCAUGGAGAUCUUACUAUUCAUCAACGAAUUCACACAGAGUGAAAACCAUAUAAAUGAGUGGACUGUGGGAAAAACUUUAGUGAUGAUAGAACCUUUAUUCAGCAUCAAAGAAUUCACAUAGGGGAGAAAACAUAUAACCUCCUAGAGUGUGGGUGAAGGUUCUGAUAGAGUGGAAGCCUUAAUUCUCAUUAAAGAAUCCAUAUAAAUGCCUGGACUGUGGAACAAACUUUAGUGAUAAUGGAAACCUUAAUUGCCAUCAAAGAAUUCACACAGAGGAGAAACAGUAUAAAUGUCUGGAGAACUGAAGUCUUUGGUCAGAGUUAACACCUUAUUUCUCUUGAAAGAGUACAGACAGAGUGGGGGAGUGUCAUACCCAGAGGCCUUCACUCCCACCUCAAGCGCAUUCAGGUUCCCCCUCAGACCAGCUCAUUCUCCAUGUGAUCUCGGUUUUAUGCUCACAACAACAAUCCUACAAAGCAGAUUAGGCUGAGAGGGUGGGACUGGGAUAAAGUCAGCCUGCCACCUUCUGUGGCAGGGUGGAGAUUCAAUCCUGGGUCUCUUAGAUCCCAGCCUGACACUCUAACCACUAUUCCACACGGGCUCUGCCAGGCUAGCUUUUUCACAGAGGGAAUAUUUUCCAUCCUCCAUGUCUGUGCUGCCAGCACUUUCCUGGCUUCUCAGGAGUAAACCUUUGUUUCCAUUGCAAAUAACAGAGGGAUGUUGUGAAGUUAGUGCCAAGAAGUUCUGGUUCAUUUUUGGCACUGCAAGUCCCACCAUCUUCCUGAUUGGGUGGCCGAUAUGGAGACCCCUAGCUUUAUUUUUAGAUGUGUCAUAUAUGCCAUUUGUAUUGUGCUUUUGCUUCCUGACUCUCUUUUUUGCUAUUUUCCUCCCACCUUCUGACUGGGAUAUAAGUGCUCAGGAAUCUCAACUUGUUCUUGUAUCUGACAAAGGGAGCCUGAAUCUUGAUAUCUUACACCCUGGAAAUGUUGGUUUUUAAGGUUUUACUGGAUGUCUCUGGUCAGGCUUGAUUCAGGUAUAGGUGUGCAGUUAAGAAGUCCUGGGCAUCUAGUUAGCUUUUCUAUAUCAAAUCAUUUAACUCCUGGCAAGAGGUACACCACCGUAAUGUCAUAGGUUUGUUACCAAGUGUUGUACACAAGUAAUACUAUUACGGAGUUCCAUUUUAAGUCUUUAGUAUUACAAAAUAAUCAUUCAGUAUUCUUAAUAUCAACUCAAUCAGUAGAAAAUCAUUCCACCCAUUAAUACUUCAUUUCCAUUAUUACUUACUUCAUUAAGGGAGAGCAAUUACACAAGUCCAAAAAACUAUCUUCCCCAAAGAUAGAAAGUUCACAGGCAUGGAGCCCCUUCUAACAAGAAGCUCUCUGUCAGUUUGGCUGGUCACAUUUAUAGGAUUUCAGCAUCUUCUCUUGAUAUGAGUUAGAUGGUUCUUCCAAUCUACAUAUGGCAAUACAGUUGUGGAACUCUAUAGUUUUAUGCCCAUCUCCAAGGUGGUUUUAUUCUCAGUCUCUGGACUCCCUUUGUGACCUAUCUAGCUAUGGCACCCAGCUAGCCCUGUACAGCUGUCUUGAAUAACUUUCUUGGUUAUAUCCAGCAAUUGUUCCCCUAUAGUUUUAUCUAGAUACAUAACAAGGUGCUACUGGACUCCAGUCUCUGACAAAGUGCUACUGGAUUCAAAUCUUGCUCUUCUACUGCAGACAAACAUGGCUAACUACCUGAAAAUAUACCACACUGGCUUUGAUACCUUGGAGAAGUUGUAGAACCCCUUUGUUUUGUAAUAAAAUGGAUAUUUUCCACCCUC